AUGUCGAUAUCACACUUGGACCUGAUGCAGGAGUCGGGUCAGACGGACUCGCUGGACCGGGGCUGGUCCAUUUCGUUCGCGGGCUGCGGCUUCAUGGGGGUGUACUACAUCGGAGUGGCGGCAUGUCUGUUCCAGAGGUGCCCGGAGCUGGUGCACCGGGCCGCUCGCCUCUACGGUUCCUCCGCGGGGGCUCUGCUCGCGGCCAUCCUCACCGUGGGCAUCCCGCUCGAGGAGGCGUGCUCAGAGCUCAUGUCGCUGGCUCGUGGUGCUCGUGCUCACAGACUUGGGCCGCUGCACCCCGACUUCAACCUGAUGCAGCAUGUGCACAACUUCCUCGUCCGCACUCUCCCCGUGGACGCUUACGUGCAUGCGUCCGGGCGCCUCUUCAUCUCCGUGACCCGCGUCCCAGACCGAAAGAAUCAACUGCUGUCUGAGUUCAAUAGCAACGAGGAACUGAUACAGGCACUGAUCUGCAGUUGUUUUGUGCCAUUUUACUGUGGAAUUUUUCCUCCCAAAUACAGAGGAGUGCGUUAUGUAGACGGAGCGGUCAGCGACAACCUGCCGCGCUGUGACCAGAAGAAAACCAUCACCAUCAGCCCCUACGCUGGAGAGAGUGACAUAUGCCCCCAACCCCAGUACACGAGCCAGGUUCUGUUCAACAACAUGAGCAUUGAAGUGAACCCAGAAAACCUGUACCGGGUGACCAGUACCUUCUUCCCCCCAGAACCACAGGUUUUGGCUGAGAUCUGUCAGAAUGGGUUUGUGGACGCUCUGAGGUUUCUGCAGGAAAAUGGUAUGGUGAACGAUGACGCUCCGGUGCAGAUGAACAAGCCAUGGGAACCGUGUUGUGAAUGGGAACACAUGUUUCAACCAGACGACAGGGAAAUACAAACGAGCCAAUCGAAGCUAACGAGAGAGGAGAUCAUCCAAUCAGAGCAGAGGAAACACAAACCUCACUCGUGGCUUGACCCAAGAGUCACUGACAAACUGCCUCCAGGAAUCAGGACAGUAUUGUGUGAAUCAUGCAGACUCUCUCUCCCCUCCUUCGGCCUCCUCUCUCAGGUGAGGUUGUACCUGCGUCUGCCUAAGCCCCGCCCUCUCCAUGCGCCCUGGACCAUCGCACGCAGGCUGGUGGAGUGGCUGCCUGACGCUCCCACAGACCUGAGUUGGCUCUAUUCUGUGUUCAGCCCUAUAUGGAAAGAGGAGGAAGAGGAGGAGGAGCUAACGAGCAGUGAGGUUCCUCUUCGUCGCUGCAGAAGUCUCCCCUCUGGACUCGCUCUGUUCGACUGCAGCGAAAACGACCAAUCUGCCCCAAAGCUGUCCACCAAAAUAUGAACCAAAAUAUUAACAGAAAUAUCCCAAAUAAUCCCUCUAAACCAGUGGUUCUUA
Periophthalmus magnuspinnatus is the source of this 1389-nucleotide messenger RNA. RefSeq names its product patatin-like phospholipase domain-containing protein 2. Bases 1 to 1335 code for a protein of 444 amino acids. The transcript is spliced from 10 exons. The record is from RefSeq and is a predicted model, not a curated record. Gene Ontology annotation, molecular function: triacylglycerol lipase activity. Gene Ontology annotation, cellular component: cytoplasm; membrane; lipid droplet. Lineage: Eukaryota; Metazoa; Chordata; Actinopteri; Gobiiformes; Gobiidae. Gene Ontology annotation, biological process: triglyceride catabolic process; lipid homeostasis.